This is a messenger RNA of Glarea lozoyensis ATCC 20868, 828 nucleotides long. RefSeq lists its product as uncharacterized. Lineage: Eukaryota; Fungi; Ascomycota; Leotiomycetes; Helotiales; Helotiaceae. Bases 1 to 828 code for a protein of 275 amino acids. The record is from RefSeq and is a predicted model, not a curated record. The transcript is spliced from 2 exons.
AUGGCUGCUCAGCAAAAGCAAAUUGCUCUCGUUCGCGACGCGGGCACGAAAGAUGUUGCAGUCGUCAUCAGCACACUUGCCGAGUACGGGAUUCCCUCAGCAAUGUACGGCGUUAAUGCAGCGACUCACCACAAUGGAGGUCUUUGUCCCCUGGACAUCGAGCUUGUUGUGAAUGAAGAGGACCAGAGUCGUGCAUUUGAUCUCCUCACAGCUCAGGGCGCUCUUCCUAUGGUGCCUGUGAACAGCAUUACAGAGCGGCCAACCGACUUCAAUCAGUGGCGACAGCUCGCCAAAUCAUACCAGUAUUUCGAUCGGUGUCGCACUCGACUCAGUACUCCUAUUUAUCAACUUCCUCCAACAGAAGAUGCGCUCGAUGAUAUGCUUCUUCCAUUCGUCGUUCUUUACUCUGCCGAGUCGGUUGGUCUGCCACCGGUUCCAUCCGUCAAAUCCGACAAGCAAACUUUGCCAAGUAAGACGAUGGCGUCUACGAACGCAUAUGUUUCACUAUCCACCCUUUCUUCUCUUGAUACUGCUCAAGGCACUACACAAAGAAAUGGUAGCUGCCUAAUCCCGACCUUUUCAAAGCUUGUAAAGUCAGAAAUGCACAUCCUCUUAUCUCACGCCGAGUUUCACUCGCCAGUAUGGGGACAACACAUGGCUCAACUUUCCGAACUUAUAAAUUCGCGAGACCCAGGCGAUCUAAGUCUGGAUUUAAGUCCUCGGUACGCAGACUUUUUGGAGUGGGUAUUGUUGAGCAUGAAAGGAGACGCGGAUUACGCAGAAUUAGACGGGUUAAAGGAAUCUUACAGGCAGGAGCAGCUACCGUAA